AUGGGAGGGGUGGUGGAGGCGUGCUGCCUGCAGCCAAUUGACGUGAUCAAGACGCGGCUGCAGCUGGACAAAGUCGGCAAAUACCACGGCAUCGUGCACUGCGGCCGCACCGUCAUCGCUGAGGAGGGGGUGCGUGCGCUUUGGAAGGGGCUCACGCCCUUUGCCACGCACCUGACCCUCAAGUACGCCCUGCGUAUGGGCAGCAACUCGGUGUACCAGAGCCUCCUGCGUGACAAGGACGGGAAGCUGACAGACCUGCGGCGCGCGGGUGCGGGUUUCAUGGCGGGCAUCACCGAGGCGCUGCUGAUCGUGACGCCCUUUGAGGUGGUCAAGAUCAGGCUGCAGCAGCAAAAGGGCUGCGAAAAGACGGGGCUCAAGUACAAGAACCCCAUCCACUGUGCGGCCACCAUCAUCCGGGAAGAGGGGCCGUUCGGGUUGUGGAGCGGGGCGACUCCCACGAUGCUGUGCCUGUUCUGGGCCAAGAACCACAUGGACAGUCUGCUGUGGGACAAGCAUGAGGGGGACGGCAAGAUGCUCACGCCAUUGCAGUCGAUGGCCAGCGGGUUCAGCGCGGCAUGCCUCGGGCCUGUGGCCACAGGCCCCUUUGACGUGAUCAAAACGCGGCUCAUGGCCCAGGGCAAGGAGGGCGGCAGCCUCAGGUACAGCGGCCUGCUGGACGCGCUGGUCAAGAUCCCGCGGGAAGAGGGGAUACGCGCCCUCUACAAGGGCCUGCUGCCGCGGCUCAUGCGCAUCCCGCCAGGCCAGGCCAUCGUGUGGGCCGUCAGCGACCAGAUCACAGGGUACGUGGAGCGGCACGGCAUGGCGUGA
Molecule: messenger RNA, 828 nt
Organism: Monoraphidium neglectum
Lineage: Eukaryota; Viridiplantae; Chlorophyta; Chlorophyceae; Sphaeropleales; Selenastraceae
Product: Succinate/fumarate transporter
Exons: 6
Coding region: 1-828 (275 amino acids)
Biological process (GO): succinate transport; fumarate transport
Source: RefSeq, a predicted model, not a curated record